Molecule: messenger RNA, 3476 nt
Organism: Camelina sativa (false flax)
Lineage: Eukaryota; Viridiplantae; Streptophyta; Magnoliopsida; Brassicales; Brassicaceae
Product: kinesin-like protein KIN-8B
Biological process (GO): microtubule-based movement
Molecular function (GO): microtubule motor activity; ATP binding; microtubule binding
Source: RefSeq, a predicted model, not a curated record
UACACCGUCACACAUGUGACUCCUUUCUUUAAUAUCCCUCUCGCACGAUCUUUUUAUUUUUUCCCUCUUCUUACAGAAAAAUAAAAAAAUGUUUAUUAGAAAUCUCUGAAGCAAAGAGCAUUAAUUGAAUUUUAAUUUUUCCAGCUUAAAUUUUGAAACGGUGAAAAUUUUACAGAGAGAGAGAGAGAGAAUCUUGAAACUAUCAAACAUUUAUUUGAAUUAAUUCUUAUCCUUUUUAGCUCAGCUGAAAUUUUCAUUCUUCUUCUUCGCUUCACAUUUUUUAUUUUAUUUUUUUCAAUUCUUCGCAUAUUUUUAGGAGUGAGUUUGUUGUUCGUCUCUCUCUGAUCGUUGUGUGAGAGAGAGAGAGACUCUGUUUAGUUUUCCCGGAAAAUUUUAACCUCGCAUUGGGGAAAUUCUCGCUUUAUACCGACGAAAAAUGCCAAGCAUUAGAGCUCCAGCUGCGAAGAAGACAACUACACUCACGGUCGCUGUGAAAUGUAGACCGUUAAUGGAGAAAGAACGUGGUAGAGACAUUGUUCGUGUGAAUAACUCUAAGGAAGUGAUUGUGUUAGACCCUGACUUAUCGAAAGAUUACCUUGAUCGGAUUCAGAAUCGGACUAAAGAGAAGAAGUAUUGUUUUGAUCAUGCGUUUGGCCCUGAGAGCACGAACAAGAAUGUCUAUACGAGUAUGUCUUCUGUGAUCUCUGGUGUUGUCCAUGGACUCAAUGCUACAGUGUUUGCUUAUGGUUCAACUGGAAGUGGCAAAACAUAUACAAUGGUUGGAACUCGAAGUGAUCCUGGAUUGAUGGUUCUCAGCUUGAAUACCAUUUUUGAUAUGAUCAAGAGUGACAAGAGCUCAGAUGAUUUUGAAGUGACUUGCUCAUAUCUUGAAGUCUACAAUGAAGUUAUAUACGAUCUGCUUGAGAAGUCAUCUGGUCAUUUGGAGCUCAGAGAGGAUCCAGAGCAGGGGAUAGUAGUAGCUGGCCUGCGAUCAAUCAAGGUCUUUUCUGCAGACCGAAUCCUUGAACUGCUGAACUUAGGGAACAGUAGACGGAAAACUGAGAGCACGGAGAUGAAUGGAACGUCAUCAAGAUCCCACGCAGUUCUGGAGAUUGCAGUAAAAAGAAGGCAAAAGAAUCAAAAUCAAGUCAUGAGAGGGAAACUCGCCCUUGUAGAUCUUGCUGGCAGUGAAAGAGCUGCUGAGACGAACAAUGGAGGUCAAAAACUGAGGGAUGGAGCUAAUAUUAAUCGCUCACUCCUUGCACUAGCAAAUUGCAUAAACGCUUUGGGGAAGCAACACAAAAAGGGCCUUGCUUAUGUCCCAUACAGAAACAGCAAACUUACACGGAUUCUUAAAGAUGGUCUGAGUGGGAACUCCCAGACAGUGAUGGUUGCAACCAUAUCACCUGCUGAUAGUCAGUAUCAUCAUACUGUGAACACAUUGAAAUAUGCUGACCGAGCAAAGGAGAUUAAAACACACAUUCAGAAAAAUAUUGGUACCAUCGACACUCAUAUGUCAGACUACCAACGAAUGAUCGAUAAUCUUCAAAAAGAGGUUUCUCAGCUGAAAACACAACUAGCAGAAAAAGAGUCCCAGCUAAGCAUCAAACCUUUUGAAAGAGGUGUCGAACGUGAACUUUCGUGGUUGGAUGGUUUAAGCCACCAGAUAAGUGAAAAUGUUCAGGACCGUAUAAACUUACAGAAGGCUUUAUUUGAGCUUGAGGAAACUAACCUGAGAAAUCGCACUGAACUUCAGCAUCUUGAUGAUGCUAUUGCGAAACAGGCGACAGAAAAAGAUGUAGUCGAAGCUCUAAGUAGCAGACGACAAGUAAUACUUGAUAAUAUCCGCGACAAUGAUGAAGCCGGUGUUAACUACCAGAGAGAAAUUGAAGAAAAUGAAAGACAUCGCUGUAAACUACAGGAUAUGCUCAAUGAAGCAAUAAAUAACAACGGAAACAAAACUUAUCUGCAUAUUCUCAAUCAGUAUAAGCUCCUGGGGAUGGGUAAUACCGAACUACAGUUUGAAAUGGCAAUGAGAGACCAAAUCAUUUACAACCAAAGGGAAGCCCAAAGAAACCUAUGGAAUUUGCUAAUGGGUUUAGGAGUUGAAGAGAAACAAGUGUUUGACCUCGCUGCAAAACAAGGAAUCACAAUUGAAGACUGGAGUAGUAUGGCGUCGUUUCCAGGACUUCCUUAUCGGAAUCAAACACCGAGUUUCAUACCUGCAAACAUCCCUUUCAUGGGCCACUCAUAUUCUAAAUCCUCCUGUACUUUCCAGAGUUAUCAAGACCCUUCUUCGAAAGGUCAACAAUGGGCUCCAACUCCUACUUUAUGCAGAGAGGAACACCACAGCUCUUACUACUUCAUGGGACAGGAGCCACCUGCAUUUGUCAAUGUCAGGAAAAGCCACGAUGGUUGGGUUGGUGGCAGCAGACCAGCUUCACGAAUCGACACAGGAGGCAAUCAUCGCCGAGUCUCUUAUCCACAAACUGUGAACAAUUCUUCUCCUCGGAUGGUCUCUUCCCAUAUAGGUCCCAACUUUUACCAGGCUCCUCAAAGGGAAAUGUUGGCUAACACAACAAGUCCUUAUGGGAGCCCGCGAGCUGGACUCAUAAACGUGGCCACCACCCCAACUGUGCAACCUUUCUAUGGAAGUCCCCGUGCUGUCACUGUGAGAAACGGUUCAUACAACAACAGUCCACGCGCCCCCAAUGCAGUUUCAUCCAAUGGUGCAAGAAACCAGCAGCAACGAUCGUAUGGAACGAGCCCGCUCUCAGGAACCAAAGGCGUCAAAACCUCUUCGUACGGACAGGACAGCUACACAAAGUUGUACAGAGGAGGAGGAGGCACCAAAGGUCACAGUAAAGGAAACAAAACUCAACGCCAACAACAAUGACAUCUCUAAAACCAACACACACUUGAGUUCGAUAAGGAGUCAGUUUCGAGGCUCAGUUUUUUAAACGCCUCACGCUCUCAGUCACAUGACUCUUUUUUGUUUGUUUUGUUUGUACAGCAAAUUCCACGGUAUUGAUUUCUUCCUGAUACGAUUGAUGUGUGUAUAUAUAUGGCGAAAAGGUUAUAAAGAAGAGAGAAAAAAAACAAUUUGUCCAUUUUGACCCCAAAAAAAGGCUCACCGAACCAUUGUUCUAUCGACAACGAAUAACUUAAUUAAUAGCAGAGGGACAAAGAGUUUAACCAAACGACGUCACUUUGCCAAAAUCUUUAAAUUGGGUCGAGUCAAAAUCUAAAAAACCCCUAAUCGACCUCCUCUUCUCCGCCAUCUGCACCGCCGGAAUCGACCUUCUCCGGCGUCACUUCGGCUUCCUCCGAGCUUCGCCGGCGUCGUCUACCAAAAUUCCGUCCGUCUCUCGUUUUCUCUCCUGGAGAAUCGAACUCUGAAUGAAAGACAAAGAAAUGGAUACAAGAAGCGAACAGAAGAAGAAAAUUUACGAAAUUUUCAAAGACUUUAUGACGGG